AUGGGAGGUGAUUAUGUUGUCAUAUCGGUCUUACUAUGCUUUUUGUGUAUAACUUUCCACCUCACCGUUGUUGAAUCGAUAGACGUAGAUGUCAAUCUCCAGACGAAUGAGAAGAACACCACUCUUUUAAGACCUAAGCAUUUCCAUUUUCCUUGGAGAGCUAAUAUCAUGGAUGAAGGAAGCGGCAUUAUUUCCCAUUAUGCAAUGUGGCACACAGAGCCAGGACAAUUCUACGGCCUUCGAGCUGACAUGAGUAUAUGGGCUUCACCAAAUCAAGGAACUUCUCAAGAAUCUGGAGCAUCCUUACAGAUCUAUUGUCAAGAUGGAGGAAACUACAACUUAAUUCAAGUUGGAUUUCAUAUUUCCCCCUCUUUAGACCAUAACAGAGAUAUUCGCUUCUUUACAUAUUGGACCAAGGACUUGAAAUCGAAGGGGUGCUACAACUUGCAGUGCUCAGGAUUUGUUUCUGCAAGUCGAGCUAAUCUGGUGCCUGGACAAGCCAUGGCUCCUCCAUCAAUUUAUGGCAAACAAGACCACUACGUUAGGCUUAGCCUCAACAAGGAUCCAAAUUCCGGAGAUUGGGUGGUGUACCAUCAUGAUUUACAGAAACCAUCAUUCUUGGGACAUUUUCCAAAUAAGCUUUGCCCCGGAACACCACGUAUACAAGCCUUGACUGGAUUCGUGAAUUACAUGAAGAAUGCACAUGCACUAGUAGAAAAAGUUGAUGGUCCUCCAAUGGGUAGCGGCCACUUCCCCGAUUAUGACGAUAAGAGAUCUGCGUACUUCAAGCACAUUCAGAACUACAAUCCAAAUGGUCAUUCUUCCGACCUCUUUGGCAUUCCCAUGAUCAAGUUAGUUGAUAGGCCAGAUUGUUAUGGAGCGAAUAAUUUAUUUCUUGAAUAUAAGAAGGGUUAUAUGUUCAACUAUGGUGGACCAAGUGGUUGUGUUCGUUGACAACAAAAGUUGUAUUGCCAUUUGGAUUCAAUAAACAAAAAAUAUGUUACUUAAUGGUC
Aegilops tauschii subsp. strangulata is the source of this 1013-nucleotide messenger RNA. RefSeq names its product protein neprosin-like. Lineage: Eukaryota; Viridiplantae; Streptophyta; Magnoliopsida; Poales; Poaceae. The record is from RefSeq and is a predicted model, not a curated record.